Messenger RNA from Aspergillus chevalieri, 1044 nucleotides. Its product is annotated as zinc-binding alcohol dehydrogenase family protein. The record is from RefSeq and is a predicted model, not a curated record. The transcript has a single exon. Gene Ontology annotation, molecular function: oxidoreductase activity, acting on NAD(P)H. Bases 1 to 1044 code for a protein of 347 amino acids. NCBI's taxonomy places the organism in Eukaryota, Fungi, Ascomycota, Eurotiomycetes, Eurotiales, Aspergillaceae.
AUGUCCCAAAAAGCAAUUACCGUCACCGCCCCGAAACAAGCCUCUCUGGUCACCGACCGUCCCCUUCCCAGCCUCCGCGACGACUAUAUCCUCGUGAAAACCGUGAGCGUUGCCAUUAACCCCACUGACUGGAAACACGUCGAGUACCUGGCCCCUCCCGGUGUUCUUGUUGGCUGCGACUACUCCGGUAUCGUUGAAGAAGUGGGCAAGGACGUCAAGAAGCCGUUCAAGAAGGGUGAUCGGAUCUGCGGAUUCGCGCAUGGUUCCAAUGCCGUGCAGCAUGAGGAUGGAACUUUCGCCGAGUACAUUGUUGUCAAGGGCGAUGUACAGUUCCGGGUCCCCGAUUACAUGAGCUUCCAGGAAGCUGCGACGCUGGGUGUCGGUGUGAACACCGUUGCGCAGGGAUUGUACCAGUCCCUGCAAUUGGCGCUGCCCACGGAGCCAAUUAAAGAGAAGACCCCCAUUCUGAUCUACGGUGGCUCGACGGCUACCGGUACUUUGGCAAUCCAAUUCGCCAAGUUGUCCGGUUACACUGUCCUGACAACCUGCUCCCCCCGCAACUUCGACCUCGUUAAGAGCCUCGGCGCAGACGCCGUGUACGACUACAACGACCCCAGCGCCGCCUCCAAGAUCCGCGCAGACACCAACAACAACCUGAAGCUCGUCUUCGACACAAUCUCUCUCGAAGAUUCGGCCAAGUUCUCCGACAACGCACUUUCCACCGAGGGCGGCGACUACAGCGCGCUUCUGGUCGUCGGCAUUGAACGCGAGAACGUCAAGGACCGGUGGACUCUGGCCUACACUAUUAUCGGCGAGGCGUUCGAUUUCGGUCAGGCCAAGUUCCCGGCGAAGCCUGAGGAUAAGGCGUUUAUUGAGGGCUUUUUGCCGGUUGCUGAGAAGGUGUUGGGUGAGAAGAAGAUUAAGGUGCAUCCGGUUAAGGUGUUGCCGGAUGGAUUGAAGGGUGUGUUGCAGGGUAUGCAGGAUAUGAAGGCGGGCAAAGUCAGUGGGAAGAAAUUUGUGUAUAAUGUUGCGGAGACUCCGUAA